This is a messenger RNA of Pleuronectes platessa (European plaice), 2329 nucleotides long. It is a transcript of the gene exosc3, whose product is annotated as exosome component 3. Gene Ontology annotation, molecular function: RNA binding. Gene Ontology annotation, cellular component: nuclear exosome (RNase complex); cytoplasmic exosome (RNase complex). The transcript is spliced from 4 exons. The coding region runs from base 75 to 914 and encodes 279 amino acids. NCBI's taxonomy places the organism in Eukaryota, Metazoa, Chordata, Actinopteri, Pleuronectiformes, Pleuronectidae. The record is from RefSeq and is a predicted model, not a curated record. Gene Ontology annotation, biological process: poly(A)-dependent snoRNA 3'-end processing; CUT catabolic process; exonucleolytic trimming to generate mature 3'-end of 5.8S rRNA from tricistronic rRNA transcript (SSU-rRNA, 5.8S rRNA, LSU-rRNA).
UAAUUGUACUUCGCCCUCGUAGCUUAUUAACUCGUCCUAAGGUAGAACCGUAGAACCAGAGAUCAGCGGAACCAAUGUUGGAACCACGUCUUGUUUUAUCCGUCCCUCUGUGGCCGCCGCCUUGUUUCCGGUGUGUGUGUCACCUUCAUUUCCGGCCCCGCUUCCUGCUCCACGCAGCAAUGUUGUCCACGUUGAAGCGGCGGGUCGGGGAGGUUCUGUUACCGGGGGACGAGUUCUCCUAUGACGGGGACGACACCAUCUCUCUGACGGAGCCCGUCAGGCCGGAGAAGGUGCUGUGUGGCCCGGGGCUGCGGCGGAGCGGCGACCGGCUGCUGGUGUGUAAGAGCGGGGUCCUCCGCCAUAAACAGCCCAACGUCUUCUGGAUGGACUGUCAGCAGAAGAGGUACGUCCCUGCUAAAGGAGAGACAGUCAUCGGCAUCGUCACCGUUAAGUCAGGAGACGUCUUCAAGGUCGACUUCGGUGGAAGUGAACAGGCGUCUCUGUCUUACCUGGCGUUUGAGGGGGCCACGAAGAGGAACCGACCCAACGUCCAGGUGGGGGACCUGGUCUUCGCUCAGUUCAUCGUAGCCAAUAAGGACAUGGAGCCGGAGCUGGCGUGUAUCGGCAGCUCGGGACGAGCCAAUGGGAUGGGCGUGUUUGGAGGGGGCGGGCUGUUGUUCAGAGUCUCUCUGGGACUCGUCAGAAGGCUGCUGUCCCCCCACAGCGAGGUGCGGUCCGACCUGGAGCAGCUGUUCCCGUGUGAGCUGGUGAUCGGGAUGAACGGUCGUCUGUGGGUCAGGUCCUCCAGCGUCCAUCAGACGCUCGUCAUCGCCAACCUGCUGCAGAGCUGCGAGAGCAUGACGCCGCUGCAGAGACGGGAGCUGUUCACGAGGGUCCAGCAGGGGGCGCUGUAGACCACGUCUGAUCCUCCUGUGGAGGUUGUGACGCUAUUGUGUGUAAAGGAACAAGUAUUUUUUUUAUUUUGUGAAAUGAAUAAAGUGUAUCAAUCUACAACUCAGUUUCAUUUCAGCACUCAACAGUUAAAGAUCUUUAUUCUUCAAUAAAGUGGUCAGUGAUUGGCUUAAUCUGAGCAUACAGCCAAUCACAGCUCACUCUGUUGAUGGUAGCUUGAAUGAAAAACGAGUCAUCAGCUGCUCCUGGAUCACAUGACAGAGGCUGUGAUGUCACUGCUCCAGGGGAACAAGAGGUUCAUGAGUCACGCGUGAAGCUCCUCCUCCGAUGGAUUGUAAGGAUCCAGCAACUGAAGUCAUAUAUUAUAAAUAAUCAUCUGCAGUUUAUCAACGCUUGAUUUUAUUUGUAAUAAAUCCCCUUCAGAAUGUGAUCUGCUUUCUGAUUGGCUCCUUCUGUCCAUCAGUUUAUGGAAAAAUGAAUGACUUAAGAACCUUCAUCCAAAAACCAUCAGAUGGAUUUUAAUGAACCUUAUUUUAAUGACCAGAGAGGAACAGACUUUUGGUCAAAAUAGAAACAAACAAGAUAUUUACAUGCAUUGUAACACACACACACACAGUGUGUUUGUCAGAUUGAUCAAUAGUGAGAUGAAAACAGCUGAUCACAUUCAUGUUGAAUUAAAUCUUUGGUUGCAACAGCUCUUGUAAGGACACUUAGAGAUACAAUCAAUCAGUCAAUCAAACACUCGAUAAAUCAAUAUUGAAGGUAGAUUUACAGCUGCAGCCACUCACCUGAAGAAGAAUAGCUACAUAGAUUUUAGAUUUUUCACAGAUUCACUGUCGACAUCUUCAGCAGAUACAACACUGACCAAGACCUGAACCUGAUUCCAGACCUGGACUUGGAAAUGAACCUGGAGCUGCUGAGGUUCUGGUCUGGAGCUGGUCUAGAAAACUACAACUGAUUCAAGAACAACUUUUUGUGAAGAGAAAGAGUUGAAUAAAAUAAAUUGAGCACAAAUCAAAACCUGAUUAUGAAUAACUUUAAAAAAAGAAACAUACACACACACUCACUGUGUUUAGAUCUGAUGUGAAACUAGCUCCACAAAUUACUGGAUAAACCUGUUUCUGAUCCUGGAUAAGUUUCCGUUAAAGUUUAGACAAUGACUCAGUCAAGAAGAAAAAAUCUCAACUGGAUCCCAGUGAACUGGAGACAUUGGGCCUCAUUUACCACCAGAGCGUUCAGAUCUGUGCUUAAACUGGCGUAUGAAGGUUUGACGCGUGAAUCUGGGAUUUGUUUAUUAUAAGUUGUUUGUACUCUGCGGAGUGAACGAACAUUUCUGUGCAUAUGUUAGUAAAUGAGGCCCAGUCAUCUGUAAACUGAACCAUACGUUCAGAUUGCUUCACACCAACAUGUGGGGGAU